Helicoverpa zea (corn earworm) is the source of this 5090-nucleotide messenger RNA. RefSeq lists its product as uncharacterized. The transcript is spliced from 11 exons. Lineage: Eukaryota; Metazoa; Arthropoda; Insecta; Lepidoptera; Noctuidae. The coding region runs from base 114 to 4514 and encodes 1466 amino acids. The record is from RefSeq and is a predicted model, not a curated record.
AGUAUCUAAACGUCAAAUAACAACAAUACAGCAUGCGAAAGAACUGUGUUACAUUUUAAUUGUUUUUGUUGAUUUUUAAAACGUUAUUACACGACUAGUAGUUGUAAUUCAACAUGUCGUUAAAUCCACUAAAUGAACUAAAGCGUCGAUUAGAUGAUGACAAAACUCCUUUGCCUAAAAGGCUAUGUCUGGCCAAAAAUGUGGUGCAAUCCCACCACUUCCCCACCGCUCCCAAAGAGAGAAUUGUGGCUGAAUGGCUUCAUACCCUUGCCGAAAAAAACAAGUUGUCAAGUGAAGAGUUGAAGAAUGUUCUAGAAUGGUUGUCAUCGGUUGACGAUUUGACAAGUGAGCUGAAAAGCAAAUUGAUACAGAUUGUAUCACAAUACAUACAGCGGAACCCGUUACAAAUAACAGACAUACAGUACAUCUCAUCAUUUUUAGAGAACCCCAAAAUCACAUCGCAGUUAAGCCUACAAAUUGACAAUUACCUCACUAUUGCAAUCACUCUUCUUCAGUUUCUAAGAAAUGAUAACACAAACUCACAGCUUAGUCAAAAAAUUCUAAAUAACUUCAUAAAGUACUACAGAGAAUCGAAAAAGAAAUUAGAAUUUAUUAUGAAAUUUUUGAGCGGUGAAAACCUAGAAACGGUUUUCAGUUUCUUAGAUACAGAAUGCAGAAAAGACGCCAUAGAUGUCUGUCAAAAUAUUUUAUUUCCUAUCAAUAAGAGAACUUAUUUCAUUAGUUUCUUACAAACUUUAAUCAGGAAAGACAAUCUUGAAGAAUUAAUAGCUGAAAAAGGUGAUAACAUACAAUCCGUAAUCAAAAUCAUGAACACAAUCUUUGAAUUUCCAAAAAAUAGAUCAGAUAAUGACUUAAAAUUCUUACACAAUUUCAUAGACGUAUUUGUAAGUUCGUUUCAAAAGGAGAACCAGAUUGUUUUUGCUUUUUACAUUAUGGUCGCUAACGUUUUGAAUAUGGAACAGAGCUUUAUAGUGCCAGCUAUGAAUCUACCCUCAAUAUUGGAAGGAGAUGAUGCUAAAACUAAGAGGACACUCUUCCUUAACAUGCUAGAGGUUUUACAUAAAAACGAAGUUGAUAUUAACGUGCGCUUAACUGAUACUUUCGGUGAAAAAAUAUCAAAAGUAGAAAUAAAGAAGAAUUUCACAUCAUUCCUACAAGCUGUCAUGAUAGGACAGCUGAAACUUGAGGGGAAAUUAGACAAAACUACAUUGCAAAUAAUAAAAAUGGCACUAAAAUUAGAUCCGGUAUUAAUUGAACAAAAAAUCGAUUUAAUUCUACCUCCAAUUAUGACUGCAAAGAAAACCAGUUUGAGCAUAAUAGAAUCUUACACAGAAACCAUGAACUGCUUAUUGGAAAUACUUUUCAAAUUAAGCAGGGGUACUCUUUUUAUUACUCAAAUUCUACCAUCAGUGAAAACUCUUUUGGAAGCUGGCAACACUGAGCAGUUUGAACUAAAACAGAAGGUAAAAGAAGCGAAAGCCAGUGGAGUAGAUUGUGAAAAGUUGGAAAAUAAAAUAAUAAAUGGUUCCAAUUUGUUCCCUGAAGCGAGUGUAGCUUUGUUUGGGAAAUUAACUUCGGAAUUAAUGUUCAGGCAAAAUAAAGAGCUUUUGGAAUCACUUCAGAAAGAUAUUGAAGUGCAUUGUUUGAUGAUGUUGGAAGAAGGAUUUGUUAGUCCCUCAAUCAUAGUUCUAACAGAAGUACUAUCCGCCAUUUUAUCGUCAUUCCUAGAACAUAACAAGAUGGCCGACCACACAGUACCAUUGAAUAUAGCUGAAGAUUUCUGGACUAUGUACUCCAAAUUCGAAACUGAGUGCUUGGGUAAAUUGGGUGUGUGUGUUCUGAAAUUGAGUUAUAAUCCACCCUUAAUAGUAUCCUUCCUCAAUUUAUGUCAAAGUUUUGCUCAACUCAAGCUUCUGAACAUAAAGUACAGUAACACAAAACUGGAAAUAUCGCCUUAUAACGAUACAUCGGCGGUUUUCGACCUCAGUUUCUUGUUGCCUUGUUUGGAUAGCAAGCAAUGGGUAGCUCUCGCUGAAAAGAUUGAAGAUGAUGAAGCUGUUGUAAUUUUGGACAAUUUACUCUUAGCCAAAACAAUGGCUCUUCAAUUACUAUCAAUAAGAAACAAGCAAGAAGACUUAAACCCAACAAUAACUUUGACGAAAACACAUUUGAUCAAACAAAUCACAGCCAACCCAUCCCUUUUACAGAAUACACACUUCUGUAAAAUAUUAUUCACCAAUCUAGACAAAUCGCAUAUCAAACAGUUGGCCAAAUGUUUGAUCAAACUUUGUUUAGCCGAUACAGAUACUGAAAUAUUGAAAAUAGAUGCGAUAGCAAACAACAGAGAUUUGUUAAACAUGUUGGUUUUGGAAACCGCAAAAAAUGUAGCUAAGUGCUUUGAAAAUAGUGAUUCGUUAAGCAAAACGUUGGGCAAAGCGGAUUUCAAUAUGGCUGCCUUUGCUAAAGAAGUGGAUAUGAUUAAUUAUUUCAAUGAAAUCAGUAUUAAUUCUGAAUCGCAAGAUGUCAUUAAAAACUCGGUGAAUAUAUUCAAACAGUUGCCGAUCUAUUACUUAGAAGAAAACCACCAACUGGUAGCAAUUUUUGUGCUGCUGGCAAUCAAGAAAAACUCUUCUGCAAAAAAACUUAAACGAAAUAUUGACUAUGUGUUACAAAGCGUAUACGAAUUAAGUCUACAAAGACCAGACUUGUAUCAGAUAUUCUCAUCUGAUGCCAUUUUCAAUUUCAAAGACAAUUCUUUAUUAGAAUUGCUAACAUUGAAAAUAAAAACACCAAACAGUUUGAUCAUAAUCAAAAGCCUUCUUGAGUUAGCAGUGAAGAAAGUCCGAAUAGACAGUGACCAAGUCAAAAACAUAGUUGAAAAGCUAUUGAAGAGAAAUAAGAAAACUAUUGUUGAUAUGGAAUCGUUUAAUGAUCCUGUAUUCCAAGUCACUUGUCUAAUUUUACCAUCGAUAGUAAAACAGAAGAAAGCCAUUACUGCUAGUGCCUUCAGAUCUAUAUUAGCAGAUUUACAAGAAAAACUACACAAAUCUUUGUUGGAUUCCUUUAAAAACAUUGAUUUCAGCAAUAGUAGCUUUUCACAAAAUGCUACGGGUAACUUAGAAGAUAGUGUGGUAGAAUCUGAGGGUAAUGUGGCAACACUGAAUGCAAUGGUGGCCUAUUCUUUAACUCUUUCGAGGUACUGUGAUGCUUCAGAUGGCGAAGAUGUAAAGAAUUUAGAAUGCUUAUUGACUGCGUUGGAAUUUUUCGUAGUAAAUGCUAUAAAAACAAUAGAAAACCCAGAAUCUAAACCACAACACAUUGACUCUUCAAUCCAACUGCUAAACGUAGUAUUACGACGUAUAAAGAAAUUGGAAACCCACUCAAUUUUCGAACAGAAAGACAAAUUAUUCCUUCAAAUAUGGCGAUGUAUUAAAACCAGAUUGAUAUUAGAACAAGCAAAUAAAAGAAUAAGUGGUAGUUGUUUGGAAGAAAUGGGAAUAACUUUGAGAUUUGUAUGUGAAUUGUCUUCUGUGGAUUGCUACGUGACGAAUUUCGUGGGAGAUCUCAACAGUUUGGUGGUUUUGAAGAAACCAUCACUCAUACAAAAAGACAAUACUGCAGAAAUAUCAUCGCGUAAAGUAUUUAAAUAUCUUUGGUCACAAUGUUUGAAAGCAAACAUUGUGGGCCCCAAAUGUGUUGCCAUGUCAAAAUUAAUGUACCGCGCGUGUAAGAAUUUGAGGAAUUGGAUGAGGCAACACUACGAGUUUGAAGACAGUGUUGUCAGAAUAAAUGAAGAGAUUCCUACUGAAGAUGUAGUUUUAAAAGUUAUAAAAGUCGAUGAUGAUAUUUGUGAAAUUGUUAAGUUGGACUUGGAUUCGUUGUCUGAAAUAGUACUGGCAGCUAAGAAGAUUUCCUUAGACUACAGUAUCGUGGAUAUAACAUUUGAAGUACAACAUAUAGUACAUUUUGUUAUAAGCAGCAAGUUCAAUGUGCGCUGUGACGUGUCUUGGGAGGCUUUCUUCAUGUUGUUUGAGGGCUGUGUUGCGGUACUCAAUAACUUGUUGCUAGCUAGAGAAGAGGUUUUAGAAGACAGAUGGCCGUGUUACAUGCAGUGCUACAGAGCAUUAGUAUCGUCGCUGUGUGAACGAGCUACGACACACGUUCAAGUCGAAAGACACAUAGAGGAAAAACUCGCUGAAAUCGCGCAUUCUAUUGAGAAAUUAACACAAUCAAUAAGCAAACGCAAGAAGCACGUAUCCCGCAUAGCGGCCUACACAGUGGCGGACCUCUGUACUUCUUUAGAACGAAACGCACCAACCAAAAUGGUUCGCCAACAUCUAGAGAAUUCCGUCGCCUUGCUCAUACAAGCCUGUGACAGCACUUAUGCUAUGUCUUUCUUGAAGAGAGGACUUGUAGGAUAUGUCGGGCAGAUGACCAUGACUAACCUUUAUACUAUGUAUAAGAGAUACCAUAAGUAUAUGGGGAAUGCUUAAGUUAGGAAUAAGACAGUUGUUGUAAAUAUAAGAUUAAAGAAUGUAAAAAGUUGGUCUCUAGAACAUGUUUAAGCACUAAAUCAUCAUCUCAUCAUCUUCCUGCCCUGUUCCCAAGUCAUUUGGGGUCGGCGUAACAUGUCUUUUUCUUCCAUUUCUCUCUGUCAGACGUCAUACUUACAUCCAUUUCUUUCUGCUUCAUGUCUUCUUUCAGGCAAUCAAUCCAUCUUUUCCUCGGUCUACCUCUGCCUCUCUCUCCCUUUAAGCACUAAAGUGCCUACAUUUUAUUCUACAGCAGAAAAUGAUUGUCUUAAGUUCUUCGUAGAAUUCUGACUUGAACUAUAAUUAGAGAACUCUUGUUAUGUAAAUAAAUAUAGAAAUUGCCCUUAUAUACCAUUUUUACAUGUAAGAUACAAUUCACGAAUGUUUAAUUCAUGUACAAAGCAUUUAUAUCAUGUUUUGAGUGACUCGAAAUGUUUAACUUUCACUUUCGUAAAAGGUAAUGCCUUUCCUUUUAAUUUCCUUUACCUCGAAAUUUCUCGUUUUAAAAUGCAAAAUAAAAUUUUAUUUUUCAAAUUA